AUGGUUGUUAUCUGUCAAUGUUACAACUCAUUGCAGAAGGUUGCGACGUGUCGAUUUUACUCGUUUCUUUUUAAACACGUUCAUCGAGAUCAUUUUAUCAAGCGUUAUACGUUUGAAGACAAGAAGCACUUCUACUCAGCAGCGCGCAGCAGCUACCAGAACAAUCAUGUUUACAUCAUAGAAUAUGAAGUACACAUCACUAUCAUUUUUAAAUGGUUAAGUAACGUAGUAAACGACGAUAAGUCUAUGAACACUAUCCUUGAGCCUUACAUCAGAUUGACGUGUGAUAAAAGGAUAUUCGGAUAA
Molecule: messenger RNA, 306 nt
Organism: Leptosia nina
Lineage: Eukaryota; Metazoa; Arthropoda; Insecta; Lepidoptera; Pieridae
Source: the annotation of a GenBank genome assembly